Messenger RNA from Penicillium atrosanguineum, 1188 nucleotides. Its product is annotated as cytochrome P450. The coding region runs from base 1 to 1188 and encodes 395 amino acids. The record is from RefSeq and is a predicted model, not a curated record. NCBI's taxonomy places the organism in Eukaryota, Fungi, Ascomycota, Eurotiomycetes, Eurotiales, Aspergillaceae. The transcript has a single exon. Gene Ontology annotation, molecular function: heme binding; iron ion binding; oxidoreductase activity, acting on paired donors, with incorporation or reduction of molecular oxygen.
AUGCAGGAUGUCAAGAAGCACGCACAGAGAAGGAAGUUGUUUGCCAGGCCUUUUUCAAAAACUGCAAUUCGAGGUUCUUGGGAGCCCGUUGUCAAGGAGAAGGUUCAGUUAGCGGUAUCGCAGAUCCAAAAUGAGCUGGAGACGACUGGUAUCUGCGAUAUUCUGAAAUGGUCAACCUUUCUGGCUACAGACGUUAGUGGUCAUUUGAUGUUCGGGGAGUCUUUCAACAUGCUUGGGGUUGGACAGGUAUACUUACCUCUGUCUGUCUAUGCCAACGCUACAAUACUAACCGAUAACCAGAAAAACGAAUAUAUCCGAAUCCUCGAGUCGGCCAUGAAAGGAAGUGGAAUCGGCUCGGAGAUCCCUCUGCUCAGGAUGAUUGGUCCAUACAUCCCACUCCAGUCAUUCCGCGAGAUGUUCAGGACCGAUGAGUAUUUGCUCAAGUACAGCCAGAGAGCAGUGACGAAUAGCCGAAAGAACAGCGAGUCUUGCCGGAAUAUUUUCUCGGGCUUAGUAUACGAGACAGAGAGAGACCGCUCGGUGCUGAGUGAUAUGGAAGUUGCCAUAGAAGCAGGGAACCUUAUUGUUGCUGGAUCGGACACAACGGCUGUUACUCUGACCUAUCUCAUCUGGGUCGUUUUGUCCCACCCGUCACUACGACUUCAGAUUGAAGAAGAGCUAAUCUCCUUGGGAGGUGACUACGAUGAAGCGGACCUUGAGUCACUCCCUGUACUUAACGCCACCAUCACGGAGACUCUCAGGCUAUACGGUGCGGCUCCUGGAUCUCUACCACGAACAGUACCAGAGGGCGGCGUGACCUUAUCGGGCUAUUACAUCCCUGCUGGCACCACAGUGAGUACCCAGAGCUACACCAUUCAUAGAGACCCCACUCUGUUCCCCAAUCCAGAGAGAUUUGAUCCCGCACGCUGGCUACCGGGGGACAGUGAAGCCUCCGAGAAAGCACGAAUGGCAUUAUCUCCGUUUGGUGCCGGAUCUAGAACUUGCUUGGGGAUUCAUCUCUCUUUGAUGGAGCUGCGCCUGGGAGCAGCCGAGUUUUUUAGGAGAUGUGGAAAUGUACGACUGGCUCCGAGUGUUAGUGACAAGAGUAUGAGGCCUGAGCACUACUUCUUGAUUGCUCCCUCGGCUCAUAAGUGCGAGGUGAUGGUGGGUGCUCCCCGUAAAGAGUGA